AUGAGCACAUUAUCUGUAUUGAUCGAAGCAUCGUCUUGUUCUUGGGGGAAACUAGCUAGUCAGCAUGGUGAUAGAACAAUUGGAAUAAUCCUUCGUUCUAUUGUUUCAUUCUGCAAUGCACAUUUGGGUCAAUCCGCAUCUAAUCAACUUCUCGUUUUCGCAUAUGGGCGGAAUGAAUCGAAAAACAUGAUAUAUUCAUCGGCCAGAUCUGAUGAUAGGAACGCAUCCUUCAUUGUUGUUGAUAGAUUGAAAGACUUAUUAACAAAUGAUUCCGGAAACUCUGAUGCAACGAUAGGAGCUCCUCUUGGACCUGCAUUGGCUCACGCUUUCUGUCACAUGAAGAAAGACAGUAGAAUAACAACUGCGGAUCCAUGUGACGAUUCUCUUGGACCAGCUGCUACUUCCGAACAAUCAGAAUCCUCUACAGAGAAAGUGACGAAUCGAGCAGUUGUGAUCUCUAUGUCACCAAUAAUGGGAAGUGAACAUGGCUCACUGAUGAAUCUGUUCUUUUCCGCUGCCAAACAGUCCAUAUGUGUAGACGUUGUUUCAAUGGGAGACGACUUCACUGGCGGAAUUCUUCAACAAGCUGCCGAUAUCACUGGUGGCUCGUUUCUUCAUGCCCAAAAACCACCAGCUCUUUUAAAAAUACUAAUGACUAACAUGCUCACUGAUCCAUCUUAUCGUACUGCUUUCUCAAAGCUAUCCCACAGUUCUGUCGAUUACCGAGCGUCUUGUGCCUGCCAUCACAAACUUGUCUCAUCCGGAUGGGUUUGCUCUGUCUGUCUAUCCGUCCUCUGCCAAUAUACUCCAAUCUGUAAAGUAUGCCGAGCAGCUUUCACGAUCACAAAUAUCCCGAAGAAGCCUAACAGAAAGCGUACACUCAGAUCUUAA
Molecule: messenger RNA, 891 nt
Organism: Caenorhabditis remanei
Lineage: Eukaryota; Metazoa; Nematoda; Chromadorea; Rhabditida; Rhabditidae
Exons: 6
Coding region: 1-891 (296 amino acids)
Biological process (GO): nucleotide-excision repair; regulation of DNA-templated transcription
Cellular component (GO): transcription factor TFIIH core complex; transcription factor TFIIH holo complex
Source: RefSeq, a predicted model, not a curated record